Carassius carassius (crucian carp) is the source of this 3157-nucleotide messenger RNA. Its product is annotated as UDP-glucuronosyltransferase 2C1-like. The transcript is spliced from 3 exons. The coding region runs from base 134 to 1765 and encodes 543 amino acids. The record is from RefSeq and is a predicted model, not a curated record. Gene Ontology annotation, molecular function: UDP-glycosyltransferase activity. NCBI's taxonomy places the organism in Eukaryota, Metazoa, Chordata, Actinopteri, Cypriniformes, Cyprinidae.
AGGGAAACGUUAUAAAUAGUGUAGCUGAACGAAUGUUUUACUUAAUAUAGUAAGUAAAAAGCUGCCUGGACGGAGUUGUUUGGACGUAGUGGAAGUUUUCUUGUGAAAUCCUUGCAUUCGCGCAUUGAUUUGAAUGCCAUCUAGGAAACACAAACCAGCAGGUGCAAUGAACAGACAGAUUUUUCAGUCGUGUGGCCAAAUCAGAUUAACAGUUCUGCUGCUGACGACUGUCACAAUUGUUCAAAGCGGGAAGGUUCUUGUCUUUCCAGUGGAUGGCAGUCACUGGGUCAACAUGAACAUCUUGGUGGAGGCACUUCACGCCAAAGGUCACAAUAUAACAGUCAUUCGGAUGGCAGACAGCUGGUACAUCAAAGAAUUCUCACCUCACUACACAUCAGUAACUCUGAAUUCUCCUGGAGGAUUCGAAGAAGAAUUUUUUGAGAUGUUUGCAUUCAGACUUAUGAAAAUCCUGAGAGAAGGUUCCACCUGGGCUCGUCUAAAACUGGAGAUAGAGAUGUGGGUAAAUGUUGGAAAGAUGUUUAAAAUAAAAAGUGAGAUGAUAGUCAACAUGUUUGAAGACCAACAGCUAAUGCAGUCUAUAAAAGACACUAAAUAUGAUUUGGUUCUUACAGAUCCAGUUGAUUUUGGAGGCAUUUUAUUGGGUCAUUAUUUCAAACUACCCAUUGUCUACAAUGUCCGUUGGACAGUGUGCAAUGAGGCUCAUUCUGUAAUAGCUCCUUCUCCACUUUCUUAUGUUCCUUUGCCAAUGCUGGAGUUAACAGAUCGCAUGAGUUUUUUGGAAAGAGUGAAGAAUGUUGUAAUGUACAUCAUAACUGAAACACAAGUCGCUUUUAUGAUUGCUCCAACAUAUAAUGCACUUUGCGAACGUUUUAUUGGCCCUGGGGUGUCCUUCCUUACGCUAGUUCAGAGUGCUGAUCUGUGGCUCCACAGAGUUGAUUUUAUUUUUGAAUUCCCACGUCCCACUAUGCCAAACAUUGUCUACAUGGGAGGUUUUCAAUGCAAGCCUUCAAAACCUCUUCCCCAAGAUCUGGAGGACUUUGUGCAGAGCUCUGGUGAUCAUGGUGUCAUCAUCAUGUCUCUGGGCACUCUCGUUGGUCAGCUUCCUGAUGAUGUGGCUGAGGCGAUUGCUGAAGCUUUUGCAGAACUUCCACAGAAGAUCAUCUGGAGGUACAAAGGAAAGAGACCAUCUGCUCUAGGAAACAACACCUUAAUGAUGGACUGGAUGCCUCAGAAUGAUCUUCUGGGUCAUCCUAAGACCAGAGCCUUUGUGGCACAUGGAGGAACCAAUGGGAUUCAAGAAGCCAUUUACCACGGGGUCCCAAUCAUUGGAUUUGGGCUGAUUUUUGACCAGCCUGAUAAUCUUGCAAAAAUGAGAGUAAAGGGUGUAGCCAAGACUGUAGACUUUGCCACAGUGGAUAAGCACUCCUUCCUUAAAACUGUGAAAGAGGUGCUUUAUGAUCCCUCUUAUCGGGAGAACAUGCAGAGGCUCUCAAGGCUUCACAAAGAUGUUCCAGUGAAACCUCUGGACAACGCCAUCUUCUGGAUUGAGUUUGUUAUGAGGCACAAAGGUGCUGCUCACUUGCGCACGGAGUCUUACAAAAUGCCCUGGUACUCUUAUCACUCUGUUGAUGUCAUACUGCUCCUGCUUUCUGCUGUGUCACUCAUAAUCUUGACUAUAUAUGCAGUAAUCAGAUAUUUCUGCUGCAGAAAAUGCAUGAGAAAAACAAAAAACAAAAGCAAAUGAGUUCAGUUGUUAAAUCGACAAUAUUUGUGUUGUACUGUCUCUACAGCUUUAUUGUUUGUGUUCAACUAUAUUUAGUUCUGGUUUAAGUAAGUGAACAGGUCAAUCUCUUAUUUAAAAUUAUUUUCAUACAGUGAUUGAUAAAUGUUGAUUUAUUCAAACCCUAUUAGAUUCUAUUUACUUUAUAUACUGUAUAUGAACAAAUAUUGUAUAAACAUGCCAUUUAUUGUAUCAUAUAGCUGCAGUGUCAUGUAUACAUAUUUUCAUACAUAUACUGUAUAUCUAAUGUCUUAGUGUUCUUCUCAGCACUCGAUCAUCCAGUCAUCAAUUAUUUUUGCAAAAAAAACAUCUGAAUGUACAGUAAUCCUCAUAUAGCUGUAAAAUACUAUUCACAAUAGGGAUUUUCAGCACUCAUUUCUCCAGGCUUCAGUGUCACAUGAUCCUUCAGAAAUCAUUCUAAUAUGCUGAUUGUUGCUAGGAAACAUUUCUUAUUAUUAUCAGUGUUGAAAACAGUGAUUCCUUGAUGAAUAUAAAAAAGUACAUUUAUUUAAAAUCUAAAUCUUUCGUAAUAUUAUACGUCAUUACUGACACUUUUGAUUAAUUUAAUGGAUCCUUGCUGAAUAAAAAUAUAAAUUUCUUUAAAAAAAUCUUACUAACCCCAAAUGUUUGAACGGUAAUGUAUAGAUUCCUAUUAUAGUGCAGUGGUUUAAUUCAUGGUAUAUUGUUCAUCAAACUGGGUGGCCAGAAGAGCACAGUGCCUGUUGUCCCUUUCACUUUGUGAGAGCAGAAUAAAAAGAAAGGCCAAGUACUCAUAAUCCAGCACUUGAUAGAACUAAAAGAGCUCUUGUCAUAGGAGUCCUUAUUAUAUCCGUAUCACAUUACAAAUUCCAAGUGUUACUGUAGUUACCUAAGGGUUAAAAAAAGAACAUGAUGGGAAAUUUUACAACCCAGUCUAUCAAAGUGAAGGAAAGUAUUAUCUGGCAUGGCUCGAUCUAUUGUGGGUUUAGCUGUCUUAAAAACAGACACGGCUGCUGUAAAAAUGUCUCUGUAAUUGAUGUACUGUGUGAUUUUUUAUUAUUUUGACCUUCUUGAACUGGGCUAAAUGAUGUUGAAAUUCUCCUAUAUCUAAAUGGUUGGGGUUUUGUGGCUGUAAUUUUUUGUUGUAAUGUGACAAAUUCAUAUGACUGAUUUGACUUUUCUACAGUUAUUCUCAUUAUAUUUUAAUAAAUUUACUGAAUGCAACAUCCACUUCCUUACUCUUACUGAAUUACUGAGUUCACUCAUUUUUGUUUUUGUUAUACAGCUAAAAUUUUGCUGCGCUUUACUGCUUAAAGGGGUGGUGCUGCAAGAUGAUUUACAUAUGGAUAUCAUUUUAAAAUGUGCUUGUUCUCUUGC